AUGGAAUCCAUUUUUAACCUCUUAAUCCGGAGGGACGAGGACGCCGGACAGGAGCUUCUGAAGUUGCUCCAGGACCCAUUCGCGGGACAGCUUCAAUCAACUUCCAUCUGGGUUGCGCUUGGUACUUCAUUAGGGAUCACCGCUGCCAUUGCGAUAUUAUUCUCGCUCCUCCGACCUUACAACGAGACCGUGUACGCCCCGCGUCUCAAACAUGCUGACGAAAAACACGCACCUCCUCCCAUCGGCAAGAAGGUGUGGUCAUGGGUAACGCCGCUCUGGAAGACAAGCGAGGCGGAUAUGGUGGGCUAUGUUGGUCUGGACGCAACAGUAUUCCUUCGCUUCACGCGGAUGUGCAGGAACAUAUUCAUAAUCCUGUCCGUUCUUGGCUGCGCCGUUCUCAUCCCCAUUCAUGUUUCGUUUACCGAUACAAAGGCUAUACAUCCGUCGUGGUUAUCCUUGAUCACGCCUGCCAACGUGAGAGCUGGUCCCUCGCAAUGGGCCCAGGUUGUCUUUGCCUACGUCUCCAAUUUGACGGUUUGCGGCUUUCUUUGGUGGAACUACAGCAAGGUUCUUGGGCUGAGGCGCAAGUAUUUCGAUAGCGAGGAGUACCAAAACAGCCUCCAUGCUAGGACUCUCAUGCUCACCGACCUUCCCAAGGAGCGGUGCUCGGAUGAAGGUAUCGCUCGUAUUAUUGACGAAGUGGUACCCAACUCGUCAUUCGCUCGCACGGCAGUCUCUCGAAACGUCAAGGAUCUCCCCCAGCUUAUCGCCGAACACGAGCGGACGGUUCGCAAGCUGGAGAAGGUCCUCGCAAAAUACAUGAAGAAUCCUCAACAGCUUCCGGCUGCGCGACCUCUGUGCUACCCCUCCAAGAAGGAUCCCUCCUAUAGCACUUACCCCUCUGGACAGAAGGUCGACGCCAUCGAAUACUUGACGAAACGCAUCCGGGACCUCGAGUUGCAUAUCAGCGAUGUCAGGGCGAGUGUGGAUAGGCGGAGUACCAUGUCGUACGGAUUUGCUAGCUAUUCGGACAUUGCUGAAGCUCACAGCAUCGCCUACGCCUUCCGCAAGAAGAAGCCCCAUGGCGUGACAGUUCGCUUGGCUCCGCGACCCAACGAUAUUAUCUGGGAUAACAUCACGCUGACUCCUCAGGCCCGAAGCUGGAAGCGCACGAUGAACAACCUCUGGGUUCUGCUGCUCACCUUCCUCUGGAUCGCCCCCAACGCCAUGAUUGCCAUCUUCUUGGUCAACUUGGGCAACCUGGGUCGUGUUUGGCCUGCUUUCCGGGAUAAUCUGGCACGACAUCCUACUGGAUGGGGUAUCGUCCAGGGUAUUGGGCCUCCGGCUCUGAUGUCCCUCUUCUAUUUGGUUCUGCCCAUCGUUUUCCGCCGCCUGUUCAUUGCUUCCGGCGACCAGACUAAGACGGGUCGCGAACGCCAUGUCCUCGCAAAGCUGUACUUCUUCUUCGUCUUUAACAACUUGAUUGUCUUUUCGUUCUUCAGCACCAUCUGGUCGACCGUCGCCGGUAUCAUCAACCAGACACAGCACGGGGUGGAUGCCUGGCAAGCCAUCAUCAAGUCCCAGCCCGAAAUCGCCCUGUUCUUAGCCCUCUGCUCAGUCAGCCCCUUCUGGGUUACCUGGUUGCUUCAGCGCCAUCUCGGCGUGGCCAUCGACCUGUCGCAGCUCUGGCCUCUGAUCUACGGCUUCUUCAUGCGCCACUUUUCCAGCCCGACCCCGCGUGAGUUGAUCGAGCUCACGGCGCCGCCCGCUUUCGAUUACGCUAGUUACUACAACUACUUCCUCUUCUAUGCCACCGUUGCUCUUUCCUACUCGGGCAUUCAGCCUCUCGUCUUGCCGGCGGCGGCGAUUUACUUUACCAUCGACACGGUGCUGAGGAAGUAUUUGCUGCUCUACGUCUUCAUCACCAAAACGGAAUCCGGCGGCCAGUUCUGGAGGGUCUUGUUCAACCGCUUCAUCUUCGGCACGCUGCUGGCCGAUCUCAUCUUCUUCCUCACCACCUGGGUGCGUGGAGAGUUUACCCACAUCCAGGCUUUUGCCGUGAUUCCCCUGCCGUUCCUCCUCCUCGUCUUCAAGUUCUACUGCGCGUCGGUGUUCGAUGACAAGAUGCGCUACUACGCGACGCGCAACAUUUCGCAUCAAUCUGAGGCCCACCUGGGGGGCAAGGAGUCCCGGCUCAGGAGUGAGAGGUUGGCUUCGAGGUUCGGCCACCCCGCGCUUUACAAGCCGCUCAUCACGCCCAUGGUGCACCAGAAGGCGCAGAACAUGCUGCAUGUCGUCUACAAGGGUCGCUUAUCGGACGGAAGGGAGGCCGGAUCGGGAGACCUCAUGAGCGUCUCGGGAUACUCGGACACGUACGCGCUCGACCCCAUGCAUCACGCCAAGCCGGGCAAGUCGGCUGCCGUCCCUGGAUUCGAGUUCGUCUCCGAGAAUCACCUCGAUUUCGAAUACUUUAAGAGCCGACCCGAGUUCGCCAACGAGCACGGUGCCGGUGACAUUUUUGGUACGCCUACCGAUUCUAUGGGACGCCCUGGAACGCCGGGCUCGAUGUUCAGCGAUCCUGCUGGAUCUCGCCCCGGAACUCCCGGUGCGGGGAAUAACCACUAUAACCAUAACCAUAACGGCGGGGGAUUCCGAUCAUACACACCGCCCGGGUCUUCUUCCUCUCCCUACACGUCCACGACAAACCCCCAAGCUGCCUUCCUGCAGCAACCCCUCUCCGGCGACAUCGCCCCCUCGCGAACCAGGAGCCCGCUCUACUCGCAGCCCAACGACAGCCUGACAGGCCUUGUCAAUGCGGCAUCCGGCGUGCCCAUGUCCCGGCCGGACUCGCCCGGCUCGAGGAACAAUAGUCUCGUCUCGCCGUACCCUUACCCGGCGGGCCCCACUGUCGGCGCCCUCGGUGGUGGGCCGAGGGGUUACAGCGGGCUUGCGCAGAGCGAGGAGCCGCCGUCGUCGAGUGAUCCUAUGCAGUAUGAUUACUUUAGGGGGAGUCGGAACCAUAAGCAGCCCGGAGCUGGUUGGUAA
Molecule: messenger RNA, 3045 nt
Organism: Scedosporium apiospermum
Lineage: Eukaryota; Fungi; Ascomycota; Sordariomycetes; Microascales; Microascaceae
Exons: 3
Coding region: 1-3045 (1014 amino acids)
Cellular component (GO): plasma membrane
Molecular function (GO): calcium-activated cation channel activity
Source: RefSeq, a predicted model, not a curated record